This is a messenger RNA of Sphenostylis stenocarpa, 3288 nucleotides long. The record is from the annotation of a GenBank genome assembly. NCBI's taxonomy places the organism in Eukaryota, Viridiplantae, Streptophyta, Magnoliopsida, Fabales, Fabaceae.
AUGGAUGACCGAAUCGACGAGGACGAGAGUGACAAGGAGUUGGCGGGCUUGACCUCUCUUCCACCUCACCGGAAAGCCCAUUCAUACAGCCAACAGCUGCGAGGCGCCUCGACGCACAAACGGCACCAACGAGUCCGAAAGCACAGUCUGGACGACAGCCGUAUAUCCAGUAACAUCGAGUCUUCGUUUUACGAGUCCGACUCCGAUGACGACAUAUUUUCCCGUUCAUCUUCUAGAAACCACGGUGGUGGUGAGGAAGAGUACAAUGAAGGCAAUGACGCGACACAAUACCAACCAUUGCAGGAAUUCAUUGGCAGUGGGGGCGGCACUGGGGUCUUUAAGGCUCCUUUUAGAGCGUCCGUUCAUCCAGGGAGACCGCCAUGCCUGGAGUUAAGGCCCCAUCCCUUGAGGGAGACUCAGGUGGGCAAAUUCCUGAGGAACAUUGCUUGUACGGAAACACAGUUGUGGGCUGGUCAGGAAGGCGGAGUGAGGGUGUGGGAAAUUCAGAACUCCUACGAGCCCGGCAGUGGUCUAGGCGGAAAGGUCAGAAGGGGCGACGAGGACGCUGCUCCCUUUUUUGAAUCAGCGGAUACCUCUCCCACCUUGUGUUUGGCCGUCGACAAUGGGAAUAGGUUGGUGUGGAGUGGCCAUAAGGAUGGCAAGAUCAGGUCUUGGAAAAUGGAUCAACGCUUUGCUACCCCCUUCAAGGAAGGUCUUUCUUGGCAGGCACACAGAGGUCCCGUUCUUUCCAUUGCCAUAAGUUCCUUUGGCGAUCUCUGGUCGGGUUCUGAAGGGGGUGUUCUUAAGAUCUGGCCAUGGGAAUCCGUCGAAAAAUCUCUUUCCCUCUCUCCCGAAGAAAGACACAUGGCAGCCUUGCUUGUCGAGAGGUCCUUCGUUGACCUCCGUAGCCAAGUGACCGUCAACGGCGUCUGCAGCAUAUCUUCUCAAGAUGUCAAGUCUUUGCUGAGUGACCAUAUCAAAGGUCGAAUCUGGUGCGCUGGCCCUCUCUCCUUCUCACUCUGGGAUGCCCGCACAAAGGAGCUUCUCAAAGUAUUUAACAUUGAAGGUCAGGUGGAAAAUCGAGUUGACAUGUCAUCCGUGCAGCAGCAGGAUCAAGCCGUUGAAGACGAAAUGAAAGUCAAGUUUGUUUCCAACUCCAAAAAGGAGAAAUCCCAGACUAGCUUUCUACAGCGCUCACGUAAUGCCAUAAUGGGAGCUGCUGAUGCCGUGCGUCGAGUUGCCACCAAGGGCGCUGGGGCAUUUGUGGAUGAUACCAAAAGAACCGAAGCUCUUGUCCAAACAGGCGAUGGAAUGAUUUGGAGUGGAUGUACCAAUGGCUUACUUGUGCAAUGGGAUGGCACUGGGACCCGUUUGCAGGAUUUCAACCGCCACCCCUGUGCUAUCCAAUGCUUCUGUACUUUUGGAACACGCUUAUAUGUUGGCUAUGUGAGUGGUAUUAUCCAAGUACUGGACCUAGAAGGCAAUCUCAUUGCCGCAUGGGUUGCUCAUAAUGGUCCUGUCAUCAAACUGGCUGUUGGCUGUGAUUAUGUUUUUAGCUUGGCUACGCAUGGUGGCCUACGGGGAUGGAUUAUUGCUUCUCCAGGUCCUGUUGACAACAUGAUAAGAGCCGAGUUGGCCGCAAAGGAACUUAUUUAUACACGGCGGCACAAUGUCAGAAUUUUGAUUGGCACAUGGAAUGUCGGUCAAGGGAGAGCUUCUCAGGAUUCACUCUCCUCAUGGCUGGGUUCCAUCGCCUCAGAUGUAGGCAUUGUUGUCGUUGGUUUGCAAGAAGUGGAGAUGGGUGCCGGUUUUCUUGCAAUGUCUGCAGCAAAAGAAACUGUUGGUCUUGAAGGAAGUGCAAUGGGGCAGUGGUGGCUGGAUACAAUAGGAAAGGCUUUAGAAGAAGGGAAAGCUUUUGAACGCAUGGGCUCUAGGCAACUUGCUGGCUUGCUUGUAUCUCUUUGGGUAAGAAAGAAUCUUAGAACACAUGUUGGAGACAUUGAUGCUGGGGCUGUCCCGUGUGGUUUUGGACGCGCAAUUGGUAAUAAGGGAGGAGUUGGUUUGAGAAUCAGAGUGUAUGACAGGAUAAUGUGCUUUGUCAAUUGUCACUUGGCUGCACAUUUGGAAGCAGUUAAUCGGCGGAAUGCUGAUUUUGAUCACAUUUAUCGAAAUAUGGUGUUCACCCGAUCAUCCAACCUACUUAAUACUGCAGCUGCUGGCGUCUCUACUGCUGUUCAUGUGCUUCGUGGUACCAAUGCUACGGGCGGAAGCUCUGAAGAACCAAAACCUGAUUUAUCUGAAGCAGAUAUGGUGGUAUUUUUUGGUGAUUUCAACUAUCGCCUUUUUGGUAUAUCUUAUGAUGAAGCUAGAGACUUUGUUUCUCAAAGAUGCUUUGAUUGGCUUAGAGAAAAGGAUCAGCUGAGGGCAGAGAUGAAAGCUGGAAAAGUUUUCCAGGGAAUGCGGGAGGCACUUAUAAAAUUUCCUCCAACAUAUAAAUUUGAGAGACACCAACCAGGUUUAGGAGGGUAUGAUUCUGGAGAGAAAAAGCGAAUUCCGGCCUGGUGUGACAGAAUAAUAUACCGUGAUACUCGGGCUGGUCCAGCUUCUGAGUGCAAUUUAGACUGCCCUGUCGUGUCAUCAAUUUUACAGUAUGAUGCUUGCAUGGAUGUGACUGAUAGUGAUCACAAACCUGUCCGGUGUAAAUUCAAUGUAAAAAUUUCUCAUGUUGAUAGAUCAAUAAGGAGAAAGGAGUUUGGGGUACUUAUGACAUCAAAUGAGAAAAUAAGAUCUGUUCUUGAAGAUUUAUGUUAUGUUCCAGAAGCCACUGUCAGCCCAAACAGUUUAGUCAUUCAAAACCUGGACACGUCGUUCUUGCUUAUUACAAACAGAAGUACAAAGGAUAAGGCUAUAUAUAAAAUUACUUGUCAAGGCCAGUCUAUAGUCAAGAAUGAUGGACAGGCAGCUGAUUAUAGCCCAAGAGGUGGCUUUGGCUUUCCUAGAUGGCUUGAGGUUACUCCAGCUGCGGGCGUAAUUAAACCUGAGCAAAAUGUAGAGGUUUCAGUCCGUCAUGAAGAUGUUCACCCCUUAGAAGAAUCUGCAAAUGGCGUACCACAGACCUGGUGGAAUGAAGACACCCGAGAUAAGGAAGUGAUUUUGGUUGUUCAUGUACAAGGCAGUUCUUCCGUCCGAACUUCAUGUCAGCAAAUUCAUGUGCGCCACUGCAUGGCUGCUAAGCCAGCUCGACUUGACUCAAAAUCCAACAGUGCUAAAAGAAAUCAAAUAAGCUAA